ACGGAACAACUUUGGUUGCUUGUAAAGGCUUAUUUUAACUUUCAGACGGGGUGGUCGUGGUUGGCUUUAGCCAACUAAGGGAAAGUUUUCUUGACGGUCCCUUUGUGGGCGAGUUCUGCUAAGGGGAGGGCUAUUGUGAGCGUCCUUGUCUUGCUACUGGCAGAGACUCCGGUGGGGCCGAGGGCGAACCGUGCUGCGGCUAGAUGGAUCGAGCCCCGAAUCAUGGCGCCUUCCAAGGUUCUCCUUCGCUCGACGGGGCGGACGCCAAAUUCUGUGGCGGAACUUGCAGCUCUCCUAGUAGCUGCUCGUCUGGCGAGGCCCGACUAGACACGACACAGCACCCCACUGCUGGUCCGGAGGAGCAGCGCGCCACCGAAGACCCGGAAGAAGUCACUGUCCCAUUUUCAAGUGAAUUGCCAUUUUGGCUCAUCAUACCGGGUUUCUUGCUUCUCCUGUGUGCUGCUGUCUGCCUGGUUCAAUACGGGCGCCACUGUUGUAGGCGAUUCAGGUGCUGGCUGAGACCCCUCUGGGUGUACCCAGUGUGGGCCCUACAGCAUAUGCAGAUCCUGCUCCAGAACUUCCGUGCUCGUCCUGUGGGUCCUCGCCGCUUCCCCCAGACUCCGCCUUACUGGGUGGAGCUGCUUCCCUAUAGUGCCGAGGACUCUUGUCACGCCACCGCCUCCCACUCCACACCAGGACAUUCACGUGCCCAGCCUGCCCAUCGAGAGACCGAGGGGAUCAUUUUGACUCCAGCUGCUCUGGAAGAUCCUGCAGUCCCUGGUCCCACUUCACAGCGUGCCUUGGAAACAGAGAACCCCCCUCGGGUCCAUCUCGUGAGUCCAGCUUCACCAUCCCUUGGAGCUGAGGCAGCUCAUAAUCCCGGAACCCAGCCCCAUGCUUGCGCAGAUCUUUGCAUUCCUUCCUACAGGGAUAACCCACUGCCCCAUGGUUUUGUGGAUCCCCUAGGUGCUUCUGCUUUGGACAAUCCACGGGCUGAGCAGGAGGGGCAUGGUGGUACUCCAAUGCACUCUGUCGCUCCCCCCACCGACCAGGGGGAUCUGCCACCCUGCAAGCCCCAGGGAACCCCUGGGCGUGGGCUUCUGCAUCAUGCCCUGGACAACCCACUUGUUCUGCGAGCACUUCCUGCCAAUGUUGCAGUCAGAAAGGGCGAGGGCUCCAUCAUGCUGCCGACGGUUCUUCAGGACACAGCUCCAGGGACUCCUGCCUGCAGUUCUCAGCCUGCCUUGGAAAUGGAGAACACCUCUCUGGCCCAUCUGAUCAGUUCAGCUUCACCGUCUUCUGGGCCUUGGGCAGCUCAUGGCUUAGGAGCUCGGCCUCGUAACUGGUCAAGGCGUGUUGCUGCAAGAAGCUCUCUUUCAACUCCCUUUUACAGUGAUGGCCCACCACCCUACAGGCGCAGGGACCCCCUAGGUCAUGCUGCCUCUGCCUUACCCCCUGCCUUGGACAAUCCACAGGCUGAGCUGGAAGGGUAUAGCCUUGGUCCGAGGUGCUCUGUCCCUCUCUUCUCUGACCGUGGGGAUUCACCACCUUGCAAUCCUGAGGGAGCUCAUGGCCCUGUGGUUCUGCCUUCUGCACGGGACAUCUUGCCUGUUGUGCGAUUCCGUGUGCCACGGGGUCGUCGGGACGGGAGGACUGUUUCUGGUCCCAUCUUAGAGCCUCCCUUGAAAACGGAAGACUUUCCUUAGUCUUGCAAGCUAUACUUAGAUAUACAUACUUAGAGAGCCUCCUAAUAAAGAUGCCAAAAACACCAGCUAAAGAACUCCAUACUAGAUAGCUGUAGCUCGAUUUUAGAAUUAAGAUAAUGAAACAACCCUAUAUUAUUGCUUUUAAGAGUGUUUUGGCUGAACUAGCUAGUUGUUGGGUUUUUUGUUUUGUUUUUUAAAAAAGGCAAAUAAAGUUAGACUACUUGCC
Messenger RNA from Hemicordylus capensis (graceful crag lizard), 1932 nucleotides. RefSeq lists its product as uncharacterized. The record is from RefSeq and is a predicted model, not a curated record. The coding region runs from base 204 to 1706 and encodes 500 amino acids. The transcript is spliced from 2 exons. Lineage: Eukaryota; Metazoa; Chordata; Lepidosauria; Squamata; Cordylidae.